AGGUAAACAAGCGCUGACACUCGCUGGUGGCACACAAUCAAAUGAGAUCCAAUAUCAGGAAUUCUGCCUCUCCAAUAAUUGCCAUUAAUAAUAACAGUGAUCACUCUCAAGACAUGGACUUACAUCAUUGGAGGAUAUGGGACCUACCAGAAUGUCAUUACGCUUGCGAGUAAGUUUCAGCUUUUUUAAUUUUGUAUUUAUGAAACUAACACUUUCAAAUGAAUAAUGCUAGCAUUAGCUUUGAGGACUUCCAAGCCAUAAAACAAUAGACAUUCAUACUUUGUCUGAAUUAAAAUUUUCAGGAAUUGUCAGCAAUGGGAUAUGGAUAAACUGAUAAAAGAUCCAGUAAUUUUUUUAAAGUUUCUUUAACAUUGCCAUUUUUGGCAUUUGUGCAUUUAACUCCGCCAAAAAUGGUCUGAGCACUUAAAAAAACGUACAGGACAGUUUCCAAAAGGUUCUACAAAAUAUAAAAGACUGACCCAGACAGUGGAAUAAUUCUGGAUACUAAGAUCCACCAUAUAGCAGAAAAAAUAAGGGGAUCUUUGGAAUUUUCAUCAUUAGAAAACUGAAUUUGUGUAUAUAAUUCCACAAAAAAUGGUCUGAGUAGUUGGAAAAAAGUACAGGAUAGUUUUCAACAGGUUUUACAAAAUAUCAAAGACUAGCGAUGUGCAAGAUAUCAGCAUAAAAUGCGAUAUUGGUUGAUAUCGAUAUUGUAUUUUUUCCCGAUCAUCAAACCUAUAUUUAAAAAAUCCUGUAUAUAACAGAUAUGUGUUCAUUCCACCACAGGAGAUAUGUCAUGUCACACAUAUCGGUAUCGAUAUCGAUGUCUGUAGCGGUAUCGAUAUCGGCUGAUAUAUCGGUCAAAAAGUCAAUAUCGGACAUCUCUCGCAAAGACUGAUCCAGAAUAAUUCCGAAUACUGCAAUAUGAUCCACCGUAUGAAAUGAAAAAAUAAGGAACCACAUUCAACAACCACCAUUAGCCACAACACUGUGGAAUCUGGGGGGUGCCAAAUGAUUUGUCAUAUCUUCGUAAGCUAUGAGUUGUAUCCAGAAGAAAACAUCACGGAAAAUGCCAUUUUUGUGAAUAACUACUGAACUAGUAUUGAUAUCAUAAUGAAUCCAAUUACUAAUGCUAUGUUUUCAUGGUCAAGGAAUCUAAAUAUUAAGAUAAAUUACAAUAAGGGGGUACUUAUGGCGCUAUCCGAGUGCUUUUCUAGUUAUGUAAAAAAAUAUGCUAAACUUCAGGAGGCCAGCUUGAAGCAAAACAUUCCGGUUUACGUCCACUUGCAGUAUUUGUUGUGCACAGAUAUUUUCAAACUCUUCAACCCCAAACUGCUGGGUCCGUCCCCAAUGGCGACCUUUCACGGAAGGCCCACCACCGUCAACCAGACAGGUUUCAACUUUGCCGUGACGGGACACAACACCCUGCAAGUCAUCCUCACUUUUAGUUCAAAGCCUGUCGCUAUGACGAUGUCUGAUCCUUUGAUCGAUUGUUUGUGUUUUCUCUUGACAGGAACGUGUCGGAUCAAAUCCGUCACAUGAUAAAAACCUUCAAAUCAUUUCCUGGUCUGAGCUUCCACCAGGACUGGAAGUUGGUGACCCUGCUGAUUGGCAUGAAUGACAUCUGUGAUUACUGCAAGAACAAGACCCUGUUCUCUGCUGACAGCUUCAUCCACUAUAUGACUGAAGCCCUCGACAUGAUGAUGAACAAGAUCCCGAGGACCAUCAUCAAUGUGGUGCAGAUCCUCCCCAUGAAGCCCCUCAGAGACGUCCACAAGCCCACGCUGGGCUGUCAGCUUCAAAAGCGCUUCUGCUCGUGCCUCGUUCAACCCGAGGAUAACUCCUCCCAGCUGGAGGAACUGGUCCAGGUGAACGUCCAAUUCCAGAGAAAACUUCGGCAACUUCUCCAGGGUGACCGUUUCUUCAAAAAGGAUUUUGCCGUCACUCUGCAACCUUUUUUGGAAAAGGCAGGACCGCCCAGACUUCCUGACGGUACAGUGGACUCCAGCUUCUUCACGGCAGAUUGUUUCCACUUCACCGUCAAAGGACACGAGGAACUGGCCAAGGGACUGUGGAACAACAUGUUCCAACCCGAAGGAGAAAAAGAGAUGAUUGAAAGCUUUUCAAAGCCAAUAAAACUAAUUUGUCCACCAAAGGAGCAUCCUUAUAUUUACACCAGACCAAAGACCAAGUCAUCGACACCAACAAUGAAACUGUCUUCUCUGACUACAUUCUUGUUUGUUGUGUCCUCUUUAAUUCUCUGUACUAUUAAUAAUAAUUAUUAACAUACAUCCACACCAUUCAUGGCAUCUAUGCAUGAUGUUUCCACAAACUCCUUAAUACGCUUGAAUCUUUUUGACACAUCUUUACUUGUGUUGUCAAGUUUUUACAAUUUAUACACUGUG
This is a messenger RNA of Doryrhamphus excisus (bluestripe pipefish), 2405 nucleotides long. The record is from RefSeq and is a predicted model, not a curated record. NCBI's taxonomy places the organism in Eukaryota, Metazoa, Chordata, Actinopteri, Syngnathiformes, Syngnathidae.